Salvelinus fontinalis (brook trout) is the source of this 9241-nucleotide messenger RNA. RefSeq names its product protocadherin 7a (gene pcdh7a). The transcript is spliced from 4 exons. NCBI's taxonomy places the organism in Eukaryota, Metazoa, Chordata, Actinopteri, Salmoniformes, Salmonidae. The record is from RefSeq and is a predicted model, not a curated record. Gene Ontology annotation, molecular function: calcium ion binding. Gene Ontology annotation, biological process: homophilic cell-cell adhesion. Gene Ontology annotation, cellular component: plasma membrane. The coding region runs from base 1507 to 5052 and encodes 1181 amino acids.
CACACACACACGCACACACCGUGAGCGACAAACACUGCCUCUCGUUCCGUUCUCCCGUUUCAGCUGAACGAUCAAGUUACGUGGCUAGGGAAAUGUUGCAGUGAAGAGAGAGAGAGAGAGAGAGAGAGAGAGAGAGAGAGAGAGAGAGAGAGAGAGAGAGAGACUGCAGCAUCAUUUCAGAGCAGGCAGAAGCAAGCCACGCGCGCACAUGCAGUGCAGUAGAACGUGCAGGUGAGAGAAAGAGAGAGAGAAGGCGUGCGUGGAGAAUGAACGAUAGAAUGCAGGACUCUUGGAAAAUACGCAUUUUCUCUCGGUUCAUUACCGAAACAUCCUCGCGAACGCACAAGGAAUUAUAAUUGACCGGAUUGUUGACUUCGGGAUCUCUUUAGCCUUUAAAAAAAAAAACAAGGAUUGCUGAUGUGAGCGAGCUCCGGUUUACGGUUUAGAUUAUUAUUCCGUCCCGAGAAGUGGCUGUGAAAAGCUCUCUUGUCUUUGUGAAGUUCCGUGAAGGCAUUCGACCAAACUGCUUGGCACGUUGCUUCACUGCGGGGAAAAACACGCGUAGUUCAGACUCAUACCGAGGAGCGAGAGGUAAGAAACCACAAUUAAACUCUAAACGAUUACCGGAUGAUAUCCAAUACUUUACUUUUAAACCGAUUUUGUUCCGCUUUGUGGAUGUAAGUAAUUUUUCACAACAUUAGUGGUUCGGCGUCCUGAGACAGAGUCGUGUUCAGUUUUCUUUGUGGAAGUGCUGCAUUGCAGUUUCUCUUCAACUCGUCAAAACCGCCGAGAGAGCCCCUCGGUCCCCCGGAACGCGACCGGAAUUAAGCGAAAUUACUAACGGACUAAUAUAACUGAUAAGAGAGUCCUCAAGAGAGGUAGAAACGGAAUAAGUCUCCAUCAUAAAAAGAGAGAGCGAGAGAGAGUCAAGUGGAUUAAUUAACGUGAGUGGAUGAUUUGGUUUCUCUUUUCUUCCUGGAUGGAUUUUCUGAUAUCUUUGUGCUCUGAACAUCCCAGAGAGACUUAGAGGAAUUUUUUUUUAAAGUUUAUUUUUAAACCCACUCUCAACAAUAAAGAGAAAGAGAAAAGAAUUGAGAAAACAUACAUCCUGACUGAAACAGAGAUCUACAACCAGAUAGUCACAUUAACAACAGAGAGACUGAUCUGCAGUGUGUUAUUAGAGUGCUGUAAAGCUUCCCUGGACCCUAGACAGUGGAAACUGCCGAGAGAUAGAGAGGGGGAGGGGGGAAGAGUGUGAGAAAGAGAGAGGAAACAAAGAUCUACAACCAGAUAGACACAUUAACGACAGAGAAGGAGGGAAAGGUAGAAGUAUAGAUCCCCAGAGAGAGGGAGACAGAGGGAUAGAGAGGGAGAGAGAAGAGAGAGGGAUAGAGGGAUAGAGAGGGAGAGAGAAGAGAGGAAAGAGAGACAGAGGGAUAGAGAGGGAGAGAGAAGAGAGAGAGGAAAGAGAGACAGAGGGAGAGAAGAAGCAGAAAGGCGGGAGCCAUGCGGAGGACAGGGGUAGGUGUCUGUGGUGGAGCAGCGUUCUCCUGCUCCGUAACGCUAACUGGACCGGGGGAGUUGUUCCACCUCCUAGUCCUUCUCCUACUAACGAUGACUCAGCUCCCGGUCGCUGACUCGGCACUCCGUUACCGGGUGGCUGAGGAGGGCCCCGCAGACGUUAUGAUCGGUAAUGUGGCUGCCGACCUCGGCCUGUCCGCGGGCACCGGCUCCGGAGAUGUCACAUUCGCCCUAGAGAGCGGCUCGGAGUUCUUCAAGAUUGAUAACGUUACCGGGGAGCUGACUACCGGGCAGCGGAGGAUUGACCGGGAGAAGCUGUCCCAGUGUCAGAUGAUCUUUGACGAGAACGAGUGUUUCCUGGACUUCGAAGUGUCUGUGAUUGGUCCGCUCCAGAGCUGGGUGGAUCUCUUUGAGGGCCGUGUGGUCAUCACCGACAUCAACGACAACACGCCCUCGUUUCCGUCCUCGGUGCUGACGUUAUCUGUCGAGGAGAACCGUCCAAUAGGCACGCUGUAUCUGUUACCCACAGCGACGGAUCGCGACUUCGGGCGAAACGGGAUUGAUCGUUAUGAGUUGAUUCAAGAUGGUAGCUCUUCCGGGUCGGCGGGGUCAGGGUCGGGGUCGGCGAGGAGAGCAGCCGGUGGGCCUAUGGGAAGAGCGGAUGGAACAGGAGGAGGAAACGCAGGAGGAGGGGAUAGGAGGAGAGGAGCAUUGGAGAACAACGGAGGAGGAGGAGGAGGAGGAGGAGGAGGAGGAGGUGCAGGAGGAGGUGUGAGGAGCAGUGUGUUUGAGCUCCAGGUCGCCGACACGCCAGACGGCGAGAAGCAACCACAGCUGAUCGUGAAAGGACCUCUGGACCGUGAAGCACGCGACUCGUAUGAGCUGGUUCUACGGGUCCGGGACGGUGGGAACCCUCUUCGCUCCUCCCAGGCACUCCUCCGCGUCUCCAUCACCGAUGUCAACGACAACAGCCCGCGCUUCGAGAGAGCCAUCUAUGAGGCCGAGAUGGCGGAGAACGCACCUCCCGGAACCCCCGUCCUCCAGGUGCGCGCUUCGGACCGCGAUGUCGGCGUCAACGGACAGGUGGAGUACGUCUUCGGCGCUGCCACGGAAUCUGUCCGCCGUCUUCUCCGACUGGACGAGGCUACCGGUUGGCUGAGCGUCCUCCACAGGAUUGACCGGGAGGAAGUGGCCCAGUUACGCUUCACGGUCACGGCAAGGGAUCGCGGUCAGCCGCCGCGCACCGACCGGACGACCGUAGUCCUGGUGGUCCGGGACGAGAACGACAACGUUCCGGUCGUGGAGAUCAGGAAGAUCGGACGGAUUCUGGUGAGGGACGGAGUGGCGCUGGUACCGGAGAACGUUCUGGUGGACACACCGGUGGCACUGGUUCAGGUGUCAGACCGUGACCAAGGGGAGAACGGGGCGGUAACGUGUACGGUGGUCGGGGAUGUACCGUUCACCCUGAAACCGGCGGGAGAGACGGCGCUCCUGCCGCUGCCCGCGGAUGACGCUUUCGACAGAAACCGUAAGAAGUAUUUCCUCCACACGUCGGCCCUGUUGGAUUACGAGGCCACUAAAGAGUACAGCGUGACCAUCGUGGCAGUCGACUCUGGUUCCCCCUCUCUCUCCAGCAACAGCUCUCUCAUGGUCAGGGUAGUCGACAUCAACGACCACACUCCUACCUUCGCCCAGGCCGUGGUCGAGGUCCACUUUGCCGAGAACAACCAACCAGGAGAGCGUGUGGUCACCGUGGUUGCGGCGGAUGCCGAUUCCGGUAAAAAUGCAGAGAUUGCGUAUUCAUUGGACCCGUCCGUUAACGGCCUGUUCUAUAUUGAUGCUGAUAAUGGGGAUAUCCGCGCAACGGGGGUUCUGGACCGGGAGGUCAGGGAGAGGUAUGAGUUCCAGGUGAUCGCCAGGGAUAAGGGAUUCCCCUCGCUGCAGGGGGCGGCCACGGUGGUAAUCCUGGUGACUGACCGCAACGACAAUGCUCCGAAGUUCGUCCAGGAAGUGUUCACCUUCUACGUGAAGGAGAACCUCCUUGCCAACAGCCCAGUCGGCAUGGUAACAGUAACAGACGCGGAUGAGGGUGAGAACGCGGAGCUGAGUCUUUUCGUAGAGAUGGACGAAGAAGAAGGAGAAGAGGUGGAGGGAGGAGGAGGGGAGAAGAACAAGGGAGUAGGAGAGGAGGGAGGAGGAAGAGGAAGAGGAGGAAGAGGUGAGGAAACGUUCUCCAUAGAGAACAACACCGGGACCAUCUUCUCCUCCGUGUCCUUUGACCGGGAACGCCGCUCCACCUACACCUUCCGCGUCCGGGCCGUCGACUGCGGAGCUCCGCCUCGCUCCGCCACGGCAACAGUCUCCCUCAUCGUGACUGAUGAGAACGACAACGCCCCCUCCGUGACCUCACCCACCAACGACUCCUACACCCUCCUCCCCCCGGCCUCCUCCACCCGGACCGUCGUCAGAACCGUGGCCGCCUCGGACUCUGACUUUGGCCGCAACGCUGACCUGCGCUUCUCCCUGGUAGGAGGGAACCCGUUCAGGCUGUUUGAGAUCGGCCUGGCCAGUGGAGUGAUCACCGUGGCAGAGCCCCUAGAGAGGAGACACAGGGGGCUGCAUCGCCUGGUGGUCAGGGUCAACGACAGUGGAGAGCCAUCGCUCUGCGCCACCGCGCUGGUCCACGUCUUCGUCAACGAGAGUCUGGUCAACGCUACACUGGUGGACGCACAGGUGGCUCGUAGUCUGGCCGCCCCUCUCUACCUGGACAUCGCGGGCGACCCCGACAGCGAGCGAGCGUUGGGGAAACAGCGUCUCUCGGUAGCCAUCGGUGUGCUGGCGGGCGCCGCCGCAGUCAUCCUGGUCAUCCUCCUAGUGGUGAUGGCCCGCCAGUGCGGCGCCCAGGGCAAGAACGGAUACGAGGCCGGGAAGAAAGAACCAGAGGAGGACUUCUUCAGCCCUCAACCGGCCGUGCCACAAACCAGGGGAGGGACGUUGGACCGCGGACGGAAGCCCCGCAGGGACAAACGGAAUGCAGGCGCUGGAGGAGUUGGAGCCGGUAAUAAAACUGAACGGCCACUCUACAGCGGCAUCGUCACGGUCAACGGGCUCCGUCGCCACGGCAACGACCACCACAUCGCCGACAUCGACGAUGACGACGAGGACGUGAGCAGCGCCAGCGAGAGGUUGGCGGCGAGGUACUGCGCGGUGGACGGAGACCCCGGGAGCCCACGCAUGGGCGCCAGGCAUCACCAGUCGAGCCCAGAUCUGGCCAGGCAUUAUAAGUCAAGCUCGCCGCUCCCCGCGGUACACCUCCAGCCCUACAGCCCCCCGGCCGAGGGGAAAAAGCACCAGGCCGUACAGGAGCUGCCCCCCUCUAACACCUUCGUGGGGUCGGGAGGGUCCAGUGGUAGUGGGGGAAGUGGGAACGCUGAUGCCAUGUCUCUGGGGUCAGACCAGUGUUCUGAGUAUGGAUCCCAAACAGGGAAUAAGUACAGCAAACAGGUAGGACUGAUUCAGUUAUUCUACUGACACAAACUGAACUGAGCUGGGCUAGCCUGGCUACUCAUCCACCACAGUUGACAGAGUGGUGGUGGUGAUAGUAGGACUGACUGGUGAUAAUAGGACUGACUAGUGAUGGUGAUAAUAGGACUGACUGGUGGUGGUGAUAAUAGGACGGACUGGUGGUAGUGAUAAUAGGACUGACUAGUGGUGGUGAUAAUAGGACUGACUAGUGGUGGUGAUAGUAGGACUGACUAGUGGCGGUGAUAAUAGGACUGACUAGUGGUGGUGAUAAUAGGACUGACUAGUGGCGGUGAUAAUAGGACUGACUAGCGGUGGUGAUAAUAGGACAGACUAGUGGUGGUGAUAAUAGGACUGACUAGUGGUGGUGAUAAUAGGACUGACUAGUGGUGGUGAUAAUAGGCCUGACUAGUGGUGGUGAUAAUAGGACUGACUAGUGGUGGUGAUAAUAGGACUGACUAGUGGCGGUGAUAAUAGGCCUGACUAGUGGUGGUGAUAAUAGGACUGACUAGUGGUGGUGAUAAUAGGACUGGUGGUUAUAAUAGGACUGACUAGUGGUGGUGAUAAUAGGACUAACUAGUGGUGGUGAUAGUAGGACUGACUAGUGAUGGUUAUAAUAGGACAAACUAGUGGUGGUGAUAAUAGGACGGACUAGUGAUGGUGAUAAUAGGACUGACUAGUGGUGGUGAUAAUAGAACUGACUAGUGAUGGUGAUAAUAGGACUGACUAGUGGUGGUGAUAAUAGAACUGACUAGUGAUGCUGAUAAUAGGACGGACUAGUGGUGGUGAUAAUAGGACUGACUAGUGGUGGUGAUAAUAGAACUGACUAGUGAUGGUGAUAAUAGGACUGACUAGUGGUGGUGAUAAUAGGACUGACUAGUGGCGGUGAUAAUAGGACAGACUAGUGGCGGUGAUAAUAGGACUGGUGGUUAUAAUAGGACUGACUAGUUGUGGUGAUAAUAGGACUGACUAGUGGUGGUGAUAGUAGGACUGACUAGUGAUGGUUAUAAUAGGACAGACUAGUGGUGGUGAUAAUAGGACUGACUAGUGGUGGUGAUAAUAGGACUGACCAGUGAUAAUAGGGCUGACUAGUGGUGGUGAUAAUAGGAAUGACUAGUGGUGGUGAUAAUAGGACUGACUAGUGAUGGUGAUAAUAGGACUGACUAGUGGUGGUGAUAAUAGGACUGACUAGUGGUUGUGAUAGUAGGACUGACUAGUGGUGGUGAUAAUAGGACUGACUAGUGGUGGUGAUAAUAGGACUGACUAGUGGUGGUGAUAAUAGGACUGACUGGUGAUAGUAGGACUGACUAGUGGCGGUGAUAAUAGGACUGACUAGUGAUAAUAGGACUGACUAGUGGUGGUGAUAAUAGGACUGACUAGUGGCGGUGAUAAUAGGACUGGUGGUUAUAAUAGGACUGACUAGUUGUGGUGAUAAUAGGACUGACUAGUGGUGGUGAUAGUAGGACUGACUAGUGAUGGUUAUAAUAGGACAGACUAGUGGUGGUGAUAAUAGGACUGACUAGUGGUGGUGAUAAUAGGACUGACUAGUGAUAAUAGGGCUGACUAGUGGUGGUGAUAAUAGGAAUGACUAGUGGUGGUGAUAAUAGGACUGACUAGUGGUGGUGAUAAUAGGACUGGCGAUUAUAAUAGGACUGACUAGUUGUGGUGAUAAUAGGACUGACUAGUGGUGGUGAUAGUAGGACUGACUAGUGAUGGUUAUAAUAGGACAGACUAGUGGUGGUGAUAAUAGGACUGACUAGUGGUGGUGAUAAUAGGACUGACUAGUGAUAAUAGGGCUGACUAGUGGCGGUGAUAAUAGGAAUGACUAGUGGUGGUGAUAAUAGGACUGACUAGUGGUGGUGAUAAUAGGACUGGUGGUUAUAAUAGGACUGACUAGUUGUGGUGAUAAUAGGACUGACUAGUGGUGGUGAUAUUAGGACUGACUAGUGAUGGUUAUAAUAGGACAAACUAGUGGUGGUGAUAAUAGGACUGACUAGUGGUGGUGAUAAUAGGACUGACUAGUGAUAAUAGGACUGACUAGUGGUGGUGAUAAUAGGAAUGACCGGUGAUAAUAGGACUGACCGGUGAUAAUAGGACUGACUGGUGAUAAUAGGACUGACUGGUGAUAAUAGGACUGACCGGUGAUAAUAGGACUGACUGGUGAUAAUAGGACUGACUGGCGAUAAUAGGACUGGCUGGUGAUAAUAGGACUGACUGGUGAUAAUAGGACUGGCUAGUGGUGGUAGUGUUUGCUGUGUUGUUGUUGGUUUGUUGUUGUUUUGUCAUUGUCGAUUUGUAACCCCCUCGCUUAUUUGCUCUUUGAGGUUCUCUUUUGAAUCUUUAGAAUUUGUUUCUUUCCAUAUGUCUCUCUCUCUCUCUCUCUCUCUCUCUCUCUCUCUCUCUCUCUCUCUCUCUCUCUCUCUCUCUCUCUCUCUCUCUCUCUCUCUUUUUACAGUCCUCUCCUUGUUGCAUCGUAAGCUGUCUUUUGCUGAUGUUUUCAGACUUAAAGUAGUACACCCAGUGUGUGUGUGUCAGCAUGGUAAGCCUGUAAGCAGUGUGACUGUGUCCUGCUCUCUGUGUGUGUGUGUAUGUUUCGUGUCAAACAGCAGACUCCAUUUAGCCAGGCUUAUUGCUGGGUGAGAGGAGGGUGUGUCUGUCUCUUCAACUUGAUGUGUCUUUGUGUGUGUACACUUAGACUGUGUGUGUGUACGCUUAGACUGUGUGUGUGUCUGCAACUGUGUGUGUGUGUGUGUGUGUGUGUGUGUGUGUGUGUUAGGGUUGAGCAUUUGAAAUCAUUUUUGGGGGAUAUCCGGAUAGUCGUAAUACAAGUGUUUCAAACAGAACUUCUUUUUUUACUUCAAUGGAAACCGGUGUGUGUGACAGUCUGUGUGUGACAUGGAGAGAGACAGAGAAAGUUGUAAAGAAGCUAGCUAGCUACAGUAGCCAUCUAAGUUAGCCAGCUAGCUAACUAAACUAGCCAUCUGAGUUAGCCAUCUAGCUAACUAAAGUAACCAUCUGAGUUAGCCAGCUAUCUAGCUAACUGAAGUAGCCAUCUGAGUAAGCCAGCUAGCUAACUGAAGUAGCCAUCUAAGGUAGCCAGCUAGCUAACUAAAUUUGCCAUCUGAGGUAGCCAGCUAGCUAACUAAAUUAGCCAUCUGAUUUAGCCAGCUAGCUAACUAAAGUGGCCAUCUGAGUUAGCCAGCUAGCUAACUGAAGUAGCCAUCUGAGGUAGCCAGCUAGCUAACUAAAUUUGCCAUCUGAGGUAGCCAGCUAGCUAACUAAAUUAGCCAUCUGAUUUAGCCAGCUAGCUAACUAAAGUGGCCAUCUGAGUUAGCCAGCUAGCUAACUGAAGUAGCCAUCUGAGGUAGCCAGCUAGCUAACUAAAUUUGCCAUCUGAGGUAGCCAGCUAGCUAACUAAAUUAGCCAUCUGAGUUAGCCAGCUAGCUAACUAAAGUGGCCACCUGAGUUAGCCAGCUAGCUAACUGAAGUAGCCAUCUGAGGUAGCCAGCUAGCUAACUAAAUUAGCCAUCUGAGGUAGCCAGCUAGCUAACUAAAUUAGCCAUCUGAGGUAGCCAGCUAGCUAACUAAAUUAGCCAUCUGAUGUAGCCAGCUAGCUAACUAAAGUAGCCAUCUGAGUUAGCCUGCGAGCUAACAAAAAUAGCCAUCUGAGGUAGCCAGCUAGCUAACUAAAGUAGCCAUCUGAGGUAGCCAGCUAGCUAACUAAAGUAGCCAUCUGAGGUAGCCAGCUCGCUAACUAAAGUAGCCAUCUGAGUUAGCCUGUGAGCUAACUAAAGUAGCCAUCUGAGGUAGCCAGCUCGCUAACUAAAGUAGCCAUCUGAGUUAGCCUGUGAGCUAACUAAAGUAGCCAUCUGAGGUAGCCAGCUCGCUAACUAAAGUAGCCAUCUGAGUUAGCCUGUGAGCUAACUAAAGUAGCAAGGGUAAUUGAGGCUCUUUUGUUCCCCGUCCAUUGCGUACAACAACUCCAUUCAUAUGAAACAACAGCCUACCUAUUGGUUGAUCAUUGUAGCCUACUCCUUGUCAUUUAGUCAACUUAAAUCCCUAAUUUUCAUUUCAUUUUGCAUUGAUUAGAAAUCUGCCACUUUACUUGCUGUGCAUGGAGCCUCUGACUGUAAUUGAACGACAAUAACAACAAGCUACGUGUCUGAAACGUGCGUAGGCUGUGUGUGUGUGUGUGUGU